AUGUCCGACUCAUCUGACACCGAAGUGAAAGUAAAAAUUGUAAAAUUGCGAGGAAGCGAGAAUUAUGCGCAAUGGGAAGCUCAUAUCGCUACCACACUUAUGGGCAAGGGAUUACUACCCUAUAUCGACGCCGAACCGCCAUCUAAAGACUUGAAAGAUAAGGAAAACAUUAAGGAACGUCUCAAAUUUGCGAAAGCGUACUCGAUAAUUUUCCAAUCCCUUUCAGAAACAAUUUCCUCAGCACUUGAGAUUUUUAAGAAAUUGACAACUUGGUAUCUUCAUUUAUUCCCUCAUCACUUUUAA
Molecule: messenger RNA, 303 nt
Organism: Tremella mesenterica DSM 1558
Lineage: Eukaryota; Fungi; Basidiomycota; Tremellomycetes; Tremellales; Tremellaceae
Exons: 1
Coding region: 1-303 (100 amino acids)
Source: RefSeq, a predicted model, not a curated record